AUAUGAGUCAAAAUUUAUACAAACCAAUAUGGCGGCCUCCAUGAAUUAACUCUGUGAUUCUUGAUCAAGAACUUAACGUUGAAAUGACAGAAAUACGAGUAACGCCGUUAGGUGCUGGCCAAGAUGUUGGCCGGAGCUGUAUUUUGCUCUCCAUCGGAGGUAAAAAUGUCAUGUUGGAUUGUGGAAUGCAUAUGGGAUACAAUGAUGAGCGCCGAUUUCCUGAUUUUACUUAUAUCACCAAGGAAGGCCGACUGACCCAACACUUGGACUGUGUGAUAAUAAGUCAUUUUCACCUUGAUCACUGUGGUGCCUUGCCCUACAUGUCAGAGAUGGUAGGGUUUGAUGGCCCGAUAUACAUGACACAUCCAACGAAGGCUAUUUGUCCCAUCCUAUUGGAGGACUACAGAAAAAUUACAGUUGAAAGGAAAGGAGAAACGAAUUUCUUUACUUCAGAAAUGAUUAAAACUUGCAUGAAGAAGGUGAUUGCUGUCAACUUACAUCAAACAAUGCAGGUAGAUGAUGAAAUGGAGAUCAAGGCGUACUAUGCUGGUCACGUUCUAGGAGCUGCCAUGUUCCACAUCAAAGUAGGCCAGCAGUCCGUUGUGUACACUGGUGACUACAACAUGACUCCAGACCGACAUCUUGGGGCAGCAUGGAUUGAUAAAUGUCGUCCUGAUUUAUUGAUAACAGAAUCAACAUAUGCCACAACGAUCCGAGAUUCUAAGAGAUGUCGUGAGCGAGACUUCCUGAAGAAGGUCCAUAAUUGUGUGGAGAAAGGUGGGAAGGUGCUGAUUCCCGUGUUUGCUUUAGGACGUGCCCAGGAGUUGUGUAUUUUAUUAGAAACUUACUGGGACCGGAUGAAUCUCAAAGUUCCAGUCUAUUUUUCCUUGGGCCUUACAGAAAAGGCAAACCACUACUACAAACUGUUUAUUACAUGGACAAGUCAGAAGAUUAAAAAGACUUUUGUACAGAGAAAUAUGUUUGAAUUCAAACACAUAAAGCCAUUCGAUCGUGCCUACAUCGACAACCCAGGACCAAUGGUUGUGUUUGCUACCCCAGGAAUGUUGCAUGCUGGGCUUUCACUACAAAUAUUCAGACGCUGGGCACCUAAUGAAAAGAACAUGGUGAUCAUGCCAGGCUACUGUGUGGCAGGAACCGUCGGCCAUAAAAUCCUUAAUGGUAUUCGCAAACUUGAGAUGGAAAACAAACAAAUGUUGGAUGUGAAGCUCGCUGUUGAGUACAUGUCCUUUAGUGCUCACGCCGAUGCCAAGGGAAUCAUGCAGCUUAUCAGUCAGUGUGAACCAAGUAACGUCCUACUGGUUCACGGAGAGGCUGUCAAGAUGGAGUUCCUCAAGACAAAAAUCAAACAAGAAUUCAGUAUUGACUGUUUUAUGCCGGCCAACGGAGAGACAGCCGUGAUGGAGACGAAGCAUAAUAUUCCUGUAGAUAUUUCAUUGUCAUUGUUAAAGAGGGAAUCCUCUAAAGUUGGAUUAUUGCCUCCUGAUGCCAAGAGACCGAGAGUUUUACACGGAGCUUUGGUGAUGAAGGGCAGUAAGUUACAGUUGAUAGAUCCGGCCGAUGCCCUCCAGGAUUUCGGCCUAGCAGAACACCAGCUCCGGUUUACUUCCACUCUAUCGUUUGAUGAAGAAGGUCCUACAACAGUAACGGCCGAUAAAAUUUACCAGCUUGUAAAAAGCCAGCUGAAGGACUUCCCCACACACUACUCAUCGGACGGGAGUAUCACUAUUUCCGAUUCCGUCCUAGUCCAGGUAUCCGGAGAUGAAGAGUCCAAGUCCGUACUGGUGUCUUGGUCUUAUGAGGAUGAAGAUGUUGGCAGCUACCUUUUGCAGUUAUUGAAAUCUGAACUAGUUACCUGAAGGGACCUGUUGAUCACAGCUAUGUAUGAACAGAGGCAGACAGGAUCUGUAAACAUCUCGUACUGUACAAACGGUGCAUUGCAUCAAAACUUGUGUAAUGUCAGUAUGGAUUUCGAUGAGGCUGGAUUGUGAUACAAUUACAGUUUUGACACUUGACUGUUGUCUAAUACCGAAGUGUGGUGAAGCAGAACAAUGUAAUUGAGUUAAUCUGGAAGUUGAGGGAAAACAACAAACUUCUCACAUUCAUGCCAUCAACAUACAUAACAUAUAACACUUAAAUAUAAAUGACAGUUAUUGACCUGUUGAUGUGGAGGGGAGUUGUUUCUCUUGAUCUCCAGAUGGAAAAAUCAAGGAAAGAAGAUACCGGUUCCGAGUCUAAUAAGAACAAUAUUUGUAAAUACUGACAAAGGGAGAUAAAUUAUGUACAUGUUCUUGGACAAACCAAACCUAAUAUUGAUGAAAGGACCAAUUUGAACAUCUUCAGUCCUGAAUUUUCUUCAGAAAAGUGCUUCAUUUUAUACUUAGUAUGACAUCUUCCAUGGUAAUGGAUGUUUUGUCAAUCUAAAAGGUGUUUGUAAUUCAUGGAUGUAUGAAUACCACUAGAGUAAAAAUGACAAUAUUUCUGAUGUAAAAAAAA
Pecten maximus is the source of this 2514-nucleotide messenger RNA. RefSeq names its product integrator complex subunit 11-like. Gene Ontology annotation, biological process: snRNA processing. Gene Ontology annotation, cellular component: nucleus. Lineage: Eukaryota; Metazoa; Mollusca; Bivalvia; Pectinida; Pectinidae. The transcript has 18 exons. The coding region runs from base 84 to 1877 and encodes 597 amino acids. The record is from RefSeq and is a predicted model, not a curated record.